Acaulospora morrowiae is the source of this 984-nucleotide messenger RNA. NCBI's taxonomy places the organism in Eukaryota, Fungi, Glomeromycota, Glomeromycetes, Diversisporales, Acaulosporaceae. The record is from the annotation of a GenBank genome assembly.
AUGUCAAGUAAUGUUGCUGAAAGUUCGACAAGUUUUUCAAAGUCGCCGAAUAAGCCAAACAGGCUUGCGAACGAGAAAAGUCCCUAUCUAUUGCAACAUGCAAAUAAUCCCGUCGAUUGGUAUCCAUGGGGAGAAGAGGCAUUUCAAAAAGCUCGAAAAGAAAAUAAAUUGAUAUUUUUAAGCGCUCAUGAAUCCUUUGAAAAUGCGAACAUUGCAAAAAUUAUGAAUGAAAAUUUUGUCAAUGUUAAGGUCGACAGAGAAGUUCAACCUGAUGUGGAUCGCAUGUAUAUGCUCUUUGUUCAAUAUACGUCUGGUGGUGGUGGAUGGCCCAUGUCUGUGUUUUUGACUCCCGAGUUGUAUCCUAUAUUCGGUGGGACUUACUUUCCUCCGAAUGAUCAAUACGGAAGACCUGGGUUUCCAUCUUUGUGCAAACACAUCGUUGAACUGUGGAAGGAGCAACCAGAAAAAUUAAAAAAUGCUGGAUCAGAAGCAAUCAAAAAGCUUCAAAAGUUUGCAUUGGAUGAAGGCCGCGGAGAUGCUUCAGAAUUUAAUAUAAAAAUAGCGCAGGAGUUAUACAAAUAUUUUAGUGACUCGUUUGAUGAUAAGGAAGGAGGAUUUGAUGGAGGAAGCGAGCCAAAAUUUCCAACUCCUGUCCAAUUUCACUUUUUACUUCGUCAUUACUACUAUACUCUCUCUGACCUUGGAAAGGUGGAGGAGAGACUUGCAACUAUGUCAAUUCAUGAAAUCCGUAGUCGUGGUGAGAAAUUGGGAAUCGACUUUAAUGAUUGCAAUGAUGAGACCCAAUUUUUAAAGAAAUUGCAAGCUGUGAUUACCAACCGCAAAAAGGUCGCUGAACACGGAUUGGAGAUGGUCACGUUCACUUUAAAGAAAAUCGCUAUGGGUGGCAUUCAUGACCAUGUUGGAAAUGGAUUUCAUCGAUACUCCACUGAUAAAUAUUGGCACGUCCCUCAUUUUGAGAAAAUG